ACACAGCGAGUCCUGGGGCCCAGAGCACCGGGAGGCGGAGGGUGGGUCUGCGGUCGCGUGACCAAACCAGCUGUUAGCAGGGGGCUGGAGAGCCUGGAGUCUGGGGAACCAGAGCGCCGGCGGUCUUCUGCGCUACGGAUGCGGAGGCUGUGACCUAGCCGCAGGGCCCCCAACUCCGCAGUCGCAGCAUCAGCACCGUUGGACCCGGACCCGGCAGGAGCCCGCUGCUUAGCAGGAUGUCUGGCGCUCCUCCGAGUUACUCUUUUGUGGCUUUACCACCUCGAGCUAAGGAUGGUCUGGUGGUGUUUGGGAAAAAUUCAGCUCGGCCCAGAGACGAAGUCCAGGAGGUUGUGUAUUUCCCAGCUGUUGACCAUGAAGCUGAGAGCAAAGUUGAGUGUACGUACAUCUCAAUUGACCAAGUUCCUAGGACCCACGCCAUCGUGAUAAGCAGACCUGCCUGGCUCUGGGGUGCAGAAAUGGGAGCCAAUGAACACGGGGUGUGCAUAGCCAAUGAAGCCAUCAACGCCCGAGAACCAGCUGCUGAGACGGAAGCCUUGCUGGGCAUGGAUCUGGUCAGGCUUGGUUUAGAACGAGGGACAACAGCUAAAGAAGCUCUAAACAUCAUUGUUUCCCUAUUGGAUGAGCACGGACAAGGUGGAAAUUAUUAUGAAGAUGCACACUCCUGCCAUAGCUUCCAAAGUGCAUAUCUGCUGGUGGAUCGCGAUGAAGCCUGGGUGCUGGAGACUGUAGGGAAGUAUUGGGCUGCUGAGAGGAUCACAGAGGGAGUGAGGAGCAUUUGCAAUCAUCUUUCACUCACUACUAAGAUGGAUGAAGAACAUCCAGAACUCAGGACUUACGCUCAGAGUCAAGGCUGGUGGACAGGAGAGGGUGAAUUCAAUUUUGCCCAGGUGUUUUCUCCAGCUGAUGACCAUUUGGACUGCUGUGCAGGCAAAGACAGCUUAGAAAAGCAAGAAGAAAGCAUCACUGUGCAGACGAUGAUUAACAUCUUACGAGACAAAGCCAGUGGUGUUUGCAUAGAUUCCGAGUCUUUCCUCACCACAGCCAGUAUAGUGUCUGUCCUGCCUCAGAACAGAAGUUCACCGUGCAUCCACUACUUCACUGGGACCCCAGAUCCUUCCAGGUCCAUAUUCAAACCUUUCAUCUUUGUUGAUGAUGUAAAACUUGUCCCCAAAGCACAGUCGCCCUGUUUUGGUGACGAUGACCCAGCCAAAAAGGAGCCUCGGUUCCAGGAGAAGCCAGACCGCAGGCAUGAGCUGUACAAGGCGCAUGAGUGGGCACGCGCUGUCAUGGACAGUGACCAGGAGCAAGGCCGCACCCUGAGGAAGACCAUGCUGGAGUUGGAGAAGCAAGGCUUGGAGGCCAUGGAAGAGAUUCUGAGCAGCCCUGAGCCCCCGGACCCCGCUGAGGUUGGGGACCUUUUCUAUGACUGUGUGGACACCGAGAUGAAGUUCUUUAAGUGAUGUCAGCACCCUCGCCCUUUCUCAAAACUUCCCACCCGACUAAAUUACCAGCAGAUAAACACUCUUCUGUUUGAGUAAACCGAGAGUUACCAUGUGGC
Apodemus sylvaticus (European woodmouse) is the source of this 1579-nucleotide messenger RNA. RefSeq names its product secernin 1 (gene Scrn1). Lineage: Eukaryota; Metazoa; Chordata; Mammalia; Rodentia; Muridae. The coding region runs from base 237 to 1481 and encodes 414 amino acids. The transcript has 8 exons. The record is from RefSeq and is a predicted model, not a curated record. Gene Ontology annotation, molecular function: dipeptidase activity; cysteine-type exopeptidase activity. Gene Ontology annotation, biological process: proteolysis.